Acanthosepion pharaonis is the source of this 1104-nucleotide messenger RNA. Lineage: Eukaryota; Metazoa; Mollusca; Cephalopoda; Sepiida; Sepiidae. The record is from the annotation of a GenBank genome assembly.
AUGGAGAAUCACUCGUUGAAACAUAGAAAUGGCCAAAAUAUUAUCAACUUUGUUCUCUUUCCUUUCAUUUUCAUUUUUAUCUUUUUUCUCUUCUCUCUUUCUCUCUCUUUCUGUUCUUCUGCUUCUCUCUUUUCUUUCUAUUUGUCAUUUUUGUCUUUCUUCUCUUCUUUCUGUUCGUCUCUUUUUUUGUUCGCUUUACUUUCUUUUUAUUUCUCUCAUUUUUAUCUUUCUUCUCUGUCUUUGUUUCUCUCUUUUUCUCUUUUGUUCUCUUUUCUUCCCUUCUGCUUCUUUUGCUUCUCUUUUAUCUUUCUUCUCUUAUCUCUCUUUCUCUGUUUCUUUUUCUCUCUUUUUCUCUUUUUUCUUUCUUUUUGUUUCUCUCAUUUUAUCAUUCAUCUCUCUCUUUCUGUUUUCUCGCUUUUGUUCUCUUUUCUUUCUUUUUUCUUUCUUUCUUUCUUUUUCUUUCUGAUUCUCUCAUUUUAUCUUUCUUUUCUUCUCUCUUUUUCUGUUUCUCUCUUUUGUUCUCUUUUUCUCUUUUGUUCUCUUUUCUUUCUUUCUUUCUUUCUUUCUUUCUUUUCUUUCUUUUUCUUUUCUGAUUCUCUCAUUUCUUUCUUUCUUUUUUCUUUCUCUAUUUUUUUUUUCUUAUUCUCUCAUUUUAUCUUUUUUCUUUCUUUUUUUCUUAUUCUCUCAUUUUAUCUUUUUUUUUCUUUUCUUUCUUUUUCUCUCAUUUUAUCUUUUUUUUCCCUUUUUUUUUCUUUCUUUAUUUUUUUUCUUUCUUUCUUUCUUUCUUUCUUUCUCUCUUUCUUUCUUUCUUUCUUUCUGUUUCUCUCAUUUCUUUCUUUUUCUGUUUUGUUUCGAAUACCCUGCCGCCAUAACUCACCGUUGUUCCUACGUCUGCUCCUCUUUUCUCUAAUUAUUCUUUUCUGUUCCCUCCACCCAUUUCAAUACUUUUCUCUCACUCUUUCUCUCUUUCUUUCUCCCUCUCUUUCUCUCUCUCUCAUUCUCUCCCUCUCACUCUCUCAUCAUUUUCUCUUUUCCGAACCCUUUUCCCCCCGUUUGGUUUUAAUGACUUCAGAUUCAAUCAGACUCUCAAUUUCUUAUAACUAA